AGUAAAAUUAGUGGUGAAAAUGGUGUACGAAUCAUCGUACGACAGUGGCCGCAGGCCUUUCAAGCCCGACCUGACACGCGGCUAUUGGGCGGCACCGAGUGAUUUCAUCUACACUUGCAUCAGUUUGGGCUUUCGCAUGGAUGUGGUGUCGAUGGGCUGGUUUCUUUACCAGCGCAUGGGAGGCACAAUUAUUCUCUACAUCCUUUGUAUGUUUCUCUUUGUCGUACCAAUUAUUGUGAUACAGUCAUUUAUGGGUCAAUUCUCCAGCACCGGUUUCAUAUCGACUUUUCGCAUAUCGCCAAUUUUUAAAGGUCUGGGUUAUAUAAGCUUAUUCGUCAAUUUGGCUGUACUAUCCUACUACAGCUUGUUUGCAGCUGUGCCGUUACUUUAUUUAUUUCACUCGUUACGCCCCACUUUACCCUGGAGCUGUGAGGGUAUAGAAAAGUGGUUUCCCAAUAGCACUGAAGCAGAAGUUAAACACUCCUGCAAAAUGCUAGAUGUAGUGGAGAUAAAUGCUAGCAUGAUCGCUAACAAUGAGUCAAAUAAAUAUAUUGGCUAUGAAGUGCCCUCUGUGUUGUUCUUCAACUCGAUUUUUGGUGGUGAUGAUGUGAUGGAGAGUUAUGGGUACAAUAGUCCAUUUCUGUUCUCAUGGGAGUUGCUUGUUUGCACGCUGCUUAGUUGGGCUAUCGUAGCAGGUGUCUUUUAUCGUUUCUACAAUACCGAGCUGAUGAGCAAAUUUUUACGCUACACCAUUUGGACUUCCCUGAUUUUACUAUUGAUAUGCGUCGGACGUUUCAUGUUGUUAUCUAAUGAUUGGAUGUAUAUCUUCAGUUAUUUUAUGGCAAAACCUCUUAAUAUUCUUGAAGGCAUACCCAACACUGUACUUUUUAUAGUAUCGGCAUUCGGUCCUGGCUGGGGAUCUAUUAUUGCCCUAGCCAGCUUUAAUCGCUUCCGGGCAAAUAUUAUGAAUUAUAGUUGGAUUAUUUGUCUGGGACAAAUGGGCAUAUUUAUGGCUUAUGGCAUUAUAACGCAUAUAAUUCAGGGUUACUUUAAAUCUCUUACCAUUCACUACGAGGAUGUAGAUAAUUUAUAUGUGUAUGUGAAUCAUCAUUGGGCACUAUAUUUGUCCAGCGGCAGCGUAAUAGCAACGAUGAGUUGGCCAAACCUAUGGUCAAUAAUCUUCUAUGCAAUGCUGACGUUGACGGCGUUGAUAACAAUGAUAAACUGCUUAUUUUCUAUUUAUCAAAGCAUUUUCGAUGAGUUCGAAAUGCUGCGUUCACGAAGAACCGAAGUUACACUUGGGCUCAUUGGCGUACUAGCAUUUUUAUCCUUAUAUACGUGUUCGAAUCACGGCGUCCUUUUCUUCAGCGCCAUGUCAAUGGAUUCACUCUUCACCCAAACAGCACUCAAUCUGCUACUGUUGUUGGUCGUGCUAUGGGUCUAUGGGCGUGUUCGCUUUCAGCGUGACAUAGAAUUCAUGUUGGGACAACGUUUCGCCACAUGGAAAGUGAAUAUGUUGCGGUUUGUUGCACCGAUUUGUCUUUGCCUUUUACUGUUAGUCGCGAUCAUUGGUUCUUUCUUCGAGCACUCUAUCAGCUCAAUUGUGAUUCUCAUUGCUGCGGUUUUCCUCAUCGUUCUACCUUGGCUCUACGUGCCCGGUUACAUGAUCUACGUACUGCUGCAAACAACGGGUUCGUUUAAAAUGCGCUUGCAACGUUGCAGUCGUCCAAUGGACUGGUAUCCCGUUGAAAUGGAGGAGCGACAACGUUACGAAGGGGCGAUGGGCAAUAUGGAUAUUACGCAUCAAUUAAAUCGAAUUGCAGAUGGAGUCGUGCCAUAAUGAGAUUAUAAUGCGAAAUUUCGUGUAAAAAUAA
Messenger RNA from Anastrepha ludens (Mexican fruit fly), 1874 nucleotides. Its product is annotated as sodium- and chloride-dependent neutral and basic amino acid transporter B(0+)-like. Gene Ontology annotation, cellular component: membrane. Gene Ontology annotation, biological process: sodium ion transmembrane transport. NCBI's taxonomy places the organism in Eukaryota, Metazoa, Arthropoda, Insecta, Diptera, Tephritidae. The transcript is spliced from 10 exons. The coding region runs from base 20 to 1840 and encodes 606 amino acids. The record is from RefSeq and is a predicted model, not a curated record.